AUGCUGUCUCAAGUCGAGAUCGCCCCGCCGGGUCUGCCAGCGAGGAAACUCUCUGUUUCCCAACAAUGGGUCAGUCAAGUCGAACAAAGUACCCUCGUUGACGGGCACGUCAUUGAAGCUGAGAAUGAAGACAAGAUGACGCCUUACCUAGCCUUCUUAAUCGCCGCGGCGGCACUUGGUGGUUUCCUCUAUGGUUACGACACAGGCGUUGUCGGGGUUGCACUUCCUUACGUUGGGACUGAGUUCGGUGGAAAGGUACUCUCGUACUCUCAACAGGAGAUUGCCACGGCGGCCACCACCAUCGGCGCCAUCAUCGGCGCUGCCAUCUUGGGCCUGUACGCCGACAAAUGGGGUCGAAAGCCCUGCUUGCUGAUCGCCGACCUUUUCUUUACCGCCGGUGCAAUCGUGAUUGCAGCCAGUUUUUCUCUCGGCCAGCUCAUCGCUGGUCGUCUUAUCCUAGGCGUCGGAGUGGGUGGUGCGGCUGUUAUAUGCCCACUUUACAUAACUGAGCUGUCUCCGACUGCGGUUCGUGGGCGAUGUGUCGGGACAAACGGCUUCUGCAUUCCGUUCGGCCAGACAGUCGCUGUCGCCAUUGGUUCCGGCAUGCAACACGUCAAGGGCAACUGGCGGAUCCUCUUCGGUCUUGGUGUUGUUCCCUCGCUUAUACAGCUCGCCCUCAUGCAUUUUCUGCCGGAAUCGCCACGAGUUCUUAUCCUUCGUGGCCAGGACGACAAGGCUCGAGAAGUACUCAAGCAAAUCUACAAGUACGCCACACCCGAGAUCAUUGAGCUCAAGUUGAAGAUCGUCAAGGAUCACGUUGCCGCCACUACGGCUCUGCAGCGCUCGACCACCUUUUGGCAACGCUCCAAGAGGCUGUGGACCCACAAGCCGUAUCGCCGUUCGAUUUUCACCGUCAGCUUUAUCCAGGUCUUUGGUCAAUUCACCGGUUAUAACACCCUUCUCUACUACGCUGGUACGCUGUUCGGACUCCUGGGCCUCUCCAACCCGUCUGUUGGCGGGUUGAUCCCCUCGAUCACCAAUACUUUCUUCCUUCUUCUUGGCAUGAUCAUGGUGGACCGGAUUGGUCGUCGUGGGCUGCUGAUGAGAUUCGGUCCCAUCAUGGUCGUUGGACUCACUUGGAGUCUCGUCGCUUUCUACUACAUGUGCAAGCCGACAGGAGGCUUCCUCGUUGCUGGCUUCGAAUAUCCCCAGAAAAACGUCGGCCUGGUUAUCGCCGGAAUCGUCAUCUUCGUCACCGGCUUCGGCUCCACCUACGCACAUCUUUGUUGGUACCAGUCCGAGUACCUCGCUCUCGAGAUUCGUGCGGCGGGCAGUGCUAUAAGCACGACCGCGAGCUUUACGGCAAAUUUGGUGGUCGCCGUGUCCUUCCUCACCCAACUCGAAACGCUUACUCCCAGCGGGACAUACGGUCUAUAUCUCGGCUUCAUCCUCAUCGGCCUUGUGCUUGCCUACUACUGCUACCCCGAAACCAAGGGCCUAUCGGUCGAUGAAGCCUUCACCCUCUUCGACGAUGGCUUCGGCGUCAAGAAAUCAAAACAGAUGCGGAAAGAGAAGAUCGAAAUGCAAAAGAACUACAGAGCCGAGGACGCUCAGUGGAUUCCAGCCGAGACCGCUCCAGGCGAGGUGGGAGAGAAAGACAGAACCUUCCAGAUCGAGAACGUACAAUCCGUCCAAUCCACCCGGUAA
Molecule: messenger RNA, 1707 nt
Organism: Coniosporium apollinis CBS 100218
Lineage: Eukaryota; Fungi; Ascomycota; Dothideomycetes
Product: MFS transporter, SP family, myo-inositol:H+ symporter
Exons: 4
Coding region: 1-1707 (568 amino acids)
Biological process (GO): transmembrane transport
Cellular component (GO): membrane
Molecular function (GO): myo-inositol:proton symporter activity
Source: RefSeq, a predicted model, not a curated record